AUGCGCCCGGAGCGCCCGACCCCGGCACACAAGACCGGCGACUUUGCCGAGCUGGUGUGUAGCAACUCGUUGCGCAGCGACGACCCACUGCAUGCCGCCGGGCUCCUGAAGCGUGAGAUGGAGCGCUUUGGCUCGCUGAUCAUCGGCGCCGCUCGGGCGGCGGCGGUGCCGGCAGGUAGCGCCUUGGCGGUCGAUCGCGAGCGCUUUGCCGAGGAGGUCUCGGGGCGUCUCGAAAGCCAGCCGAAUCUCGAGAUCCGGCGCCAGGAGGUCACCGAAUUGCCAGCCGGCGACGUGGUGCUGGCCACGGGUCCACUGACCUCGGACAGCCUGGCUGGCGUGCUGCAAGAGUUACUGGGCGAAGCGUACCUCUAUUUUUACGACGCCAUCGCGCCGAUCGUCGAGGCCGACAGCCUCGACCUUUCGAUCCUGUUUCGUGCUUCGCGCUAUGGCAAGGGAGGUGACGACUACCUCAACGCGCCGUUCGAUCGCGAGCAAUACCUGGCGUUCUACCGAGCCCUGCUCGACGCUGAGGUGGUCGAACCCCACGCCUUCGAGAAGGCCAAGUUCUUCGAAGGCUGCCUGCCAAUCGAGGAGAUCGCCUCGCGGGGCGUCGACACGCUACGCUUCGGCACCAUGAAGCCGGUCGGCCUGACCACCCCGGACGGCGAGCGCCCCUAUGCCGUUGCCCAGCUGCGCCAGGAAGACCUCGCUCGCAGCCACUACAACCUGGUGGGUUUCCAAUCGCGCAUGACUUGGGGCGAGCAGAAGCGGGUGCUGCGGAUGAUCCCCGGCCUCGAGCAGGCCAAGUUCGUCCGCCUGGGGCAGAUCCACCGCAACACCUUCAUCAACUCACCAGUGCAUCUGGACAAACGCUAUCGGUUAAAGGCGGCGCCAACGGUACGCCUGGCAGGACAGAUCACCGGCGUCGAGGGCUAUUUGGAAUCGGCCGCCACCGGACUGGUCAAUGCUCUCUACUUGAGCUUCGACCGUCAGGACACCGCCUUCGAGCCCCUGCCAGGAACCACCGCGCUGGGUGCCCUGGCCCGUCACCUGACCGAGUCGACGGCCAAGCACUUUCAACCGACCAACAUCAACUACGGCCUGUUCGAGCCACUGCCCGGCAGGGUGCGCAAGCGUGAGCGCCGUGAACGGCAGGCUGCCCGCGCCCACGAGCAUCUCGGCCAAUGGAUCAGCGCUCGGGCCUUGGUGGACGAGAAGCCUGAAGCCGCCGAGCUGCCGCAGGCGAUCGAAGCCUAG
Messenger RNA from Nerophis lumbriciformis (worm pipefish), 1257 nucleotides. Lineage: Eukaryota; Metazoa; Chordata; Actinopteri; Syngnathiformes; Syngnathidae. The record is from RefSeq and is a predicted model, not a curated record.